Messenger RNA from Leptopilina boulardi, 5429 nucleotides. It is a transcript of the gene L, whose product is annotated as zinc finger protein 423 homolog. The transcript has 9 exons. Lineage: Eukaryota; Metazoa; Arthropoda; Insecta; Hymenoptera; Figitidae. The coding region runs from base 382 to 4296 and encodes 1304 amino acids. The record is from RefSeq and is a predicted model, not a curated record.
GCGAACGCUUGCGCUACACAAAACAGAAGGUCCUCCGCAUGCGUCCGAUUACCCCGAAGUCAAAGGAAAUAAUCAUAGUUAAGCACUUGUCGCGUGUCUUUCGAACGCGCUUGUCGCAAAAAUUUUCGGUUCUAUCGUCGCGUGAUACGUUUAACAAAUUUUAAAAAAAAAAACCAACAAAAAAAAAUACCACGUGGUUUGGACUAUCACUGUAAAUUAAAAUUAAUUUUUUCAAUUUAUUUACUUUUAUUUCUAAAAUAAAAAAUGUGAUUUCAUUUUUAUUGUGUCGUGCGUGCUAAAUAUCGUGGACCAAGUUCUGUUUUUUGUUUCUUAAUUUAUUAUAAUUAAUUUUUUAAAAAAAGGUGAUAAUUUCAUGGUGCUAUGUCCAGAAGAAAACAGGCCAAGCCACGAUCUCUCAAAAGAGAUGAAGAGUGGGCAGAAGGUCCUGAACCAAGUGUCCUUGAAAAUUCAGAACAAGAUGAAGAAACGAUAGUGAAAGAUGAAGAUGACGAUGAGGAGGAAGAAGAGGAAGAAUUGCAAAGAGCCUUCAGUCGUCAUUCGAAAGAUUUUCUACACAAUGGAAGACGUUCAUUGAUUCAAGAACCAGAUUUGGAAAACCAAAAUAGCCUCGAUAGUGAGGCCCUUGGAACUGGAAGUUCGUCUUGGCAUAGUGAAGAAGGAAGGCCAACAUCACGUAAAGGAGAAGAAACGCCAUCUUCUUGCGCGACACCAACUUCCACGAGUUUCCCCUCUGAACCGGAAGUCGAAGCUGAUAUUAGUCAAACUGUCGAUGGUAAUAAUCCAGCUGCACCAUAUCCUUGUCAAUUUUGUGAUCGAAUGUUUCCACGAUUGAGUUAUCUCAAGAAACACGAACAGAGUCAUGGUGAUCAGAUGCCAUACAGAUGCAGUUGGUGCGCAAGAUUAUUUAAACACAAACGAAGUCGUGAUCGUCAUGUUAAAUUGCACACUGGCGACAGGAGAUAUCGAUGCUCGCACUGUGAGGCCGCAUUUUCCAGAAGUGAUCAUUUGAAAAUUCACAUGAAAACCCAUGACACACAGAAGCCAUUUCAAUGUACAUCAUGUUCCCGAGGAUAUAAUACAGCAGCUGCUCUAACAUCUCACAUGCAAUCACAUAAAAGACAUCAAAAUACCCAAGGAUCAAAAUUAGAAAUGGAUUUUGGUCGUCGAAGUGUAUCAUCCCAUAGUACAGCAUCACCUCCAAUUCCAAAUUCACCAUCACCGAAUUUAAAUUUAACACUUAAUCAUAAAUCAAUAAAAUCACAGGCAAGUGCCUCAACAACACCAAUUUUAUCACCUUUGAAAUUAACAUGCAUGUAUUGUACACGUGAUUCCUUCACCAGUAUGCAACAACUUCAACUUCAUGUUCAUACAAUGCAUCAAGCAAUUUUAAGUGGAGAAAAUCUAAUGCCAUCACCAGGUCAAACUGCCGAAUUAUCAAAUCAUCAAAAAAUUGACAGAAAUAGAGAAGUUAUAUUUUAUGCAAAAAAAUUUCCCGAUGAUAGAAAUUCCCUACAGGAGAAAGAUUUAUAUGAAUCAUCACUCACUUGCGGUCAAUGUACAAUGAAAUUCGCAUCACCUAAUUUAUUACGAGAACAUUUAAUAUCAAUUCAUCGUGUCGAUGGAUUAGGAUCAUUGAUGAUUUGUCCACUAUGUGGAAUUCCAUGUUCAUCAGCAGCAGCAUACGCUGAGCACUAUGUACUUCAUCAUUGUGAAGAUAGAAGAUUAUCUGAGGCACGUGAAUAUGGUGAUCCAAAAUUAAAUGGAUCUUACGAUAUCAAACAAACAAGAGCAAAAAUUGCCAAAGAUUUUGAACCCGCCGAUUUAACAAAUAAAAAUUUGAAACCGAAUGAAAAUUAUUCAGCCGGAACACUUUUAUGUGGACAAUGUGGAGCAGCAUUAAAAGAUUUUGAAUCAUUUAGAGAACAUUUAGCGAGACAUCUUAAAGCAGAUCAAAAAAAUGAAACACCACGUAAUCAAUGUCCAAAAUGUGAGGCCAAUUUUUCAGAUAGAGAAGAAAUGAUGGUGCAUUUGACAAAACACUUUUUAGGACAAGUCACUAAGGAAUAUGCUUGUAAUGCUUGUAAAAAAUUAUACCCCCAUCCUGAUCUUCUUCAACGGCAUUUACUCGAUUCACACGCACAUCAUUUAUAUCGUUGUGCACUUUGUAGAGAUACUUUUGAUUCUCGUGUAGCUAUACAAGUUCAUUUUGCCGUUAAACAUAGUCAAGAGUGUCGUAUCUAUCGCUGUAAUGUUUGUUCAAUAAACAACGAAAAUUCCCCUGGCAAUGCACCAGUGGAAAAUAUGAAUUUCUUCAGAAGUGAAGCCGAAAUGGCAAAUCAUGUAAGAACAGUACACGCACCUCCGUCCCAUGUUAAUGAAAGUCCAUUACCACGAAGUCCUGCCUCAACUCCAGGUAUCACAAAUAGAUGUGUUUUUUGUGGAAUUUGUUGUAAUUCAGAUUUAGAUCUUCAACUUCAUAUGGCAAGUCAUUCGACAAAUUUAUACAGAUGUCCUAUAUGUCGUGAGGGUUUUGCCGUUGAAUUUCUUCUCGAUCGUCAUAUUGCACAGGUUCAUCAUUCCAAUCAUACAAGGGAAAAUGGUCGAAUUCAUCGUCCAUCGAGAUCACAGGAGGAUGUUAAUUCCGAGACAAAUAGAGAACAAAGAACAAAACGUGGUCGUUCACCAGCGUCGAGUAAUAAUAAUUCACUAAAUCAACGUGACAACAAUAAGAGACCAAAUUAUGGAACUGUUCAACAAUGUGAACUUUGUGAACGUGGUGAAUUUACAAAUGAUGCCGAACUUCAAGCACACAAAAAAUUAGCUCAUACACCAUCUAAAGUUCAGGGAAAAUCAAUGUCAUCAUUAAGUAUGACUUGUGCCUAUUGCGGUGAAGUUUGUCGUUCGCGUAGUGAAUUAGAAUCACAUACUAGAAUACAGCAUGCAACCAAUGAGCAUGGUGGUCGUCAUAAAUGUAAUAUUUGUGAUGAAGUCUGUCCAUCAGGUGCAACACUCGCUGAACAUAAACUUCAGAAACAUUGUAAAAUACAAUUAAGUGAUAUCUGCAUUGUUUGUCGUGGUACAUUACAUUCGGAAUCACAAUUUUUUGAACAUGUUCAAAGACACAGUUUGGAGAAUGUUGAUCCACAACAGAGAUUGGAUAGUACACUUCCACAUUUGCCGGCACCUUGCGUUGUAUGUAGACAAACAUUAAUUAGUGAUCUUGAAGUGAGACUACACGCCAGGCAUCAUUUAAGAUCAAAUUCAGGAUCCCAAAAUUCCGAAAGUCCAAGUCCAAAACACAAUAAAUCAUCAACUCACAAUUGUUGUCUUUGUCUCAGGGAAUUUAAUGCCGAGGAAUUUGUUAGUUUACCAUCAAAUCAUUCAACUAAUUCAGCUAAUUCUCUUCUAUUUGUUUGUAAAGCAUGUUACAUGAGGCAUUCACAAGGUCUUCCAAUAUUAAACUACGGACAUCCAAGAUCAAAAAGCGAAUUAUGGUUAAAGGAGACACAAUGGGAAAAUGCUUCUAGGGAAAAAUGGAAUGGAAAUUACAAAAUUGAAGAAAAAACAUCUGAUGUUGGUACAAACGAUGUAAUGAGAUGUGAAGAAUGUAAUAUCAAAUUUGAAGAUUCAGAUGAAGCUGAAAAACAUCGAAUUGAAGAACAUAAACCCUUGGGUACAUACACGUGUAUACAAUGCCAGGUGUCUUUUCCAACGGAAGCUAAAAUUCAGGAACAUGUAAAGAAAGAACAUCUCGAAUCAUCGGGAAAAGAAUCAUUGGAAGCAUUACGUUGUCAUCUUUGUUUAUUUGAUGCCAAUAGUCCACUACAAUUGCAAAGUCAUCUAAUAGAGCAUACUUUUGCCGGAUGUACUGCAUUAAGUUGCUAUAUUUGUCAGUCAUUAUUUACAGCACCCAUUGGACUUCAGAAUCAUAUGCUCCAACAACAUGGAUUGGGAGCUCGUCCAUACGACUGUAACAAUUGUGAAUUAAAAUUUUUCUUUCGAGCCGAACUUGAUCAGCAUGUGGGUGUUUUUCAUUCUGCGCGUGUUCCAUCACCAAAAGAUGUAAAAAAAAUUGAGAAUGGUAUUCAAGAACACGAUAAAGAAAUUCACGAGAAAAUAACAGUAAAAGAGGAAAUUCAUCAAAUCAAUGAAAAUGAUGAAAUCACUGUUGAUGUUAAUGAAAAAUAUGAAAAUCAAGAAACAAAUACUAUUAAUAUGGAAAAUAUUCAUUCUGACAAAGUUUAUACUGAACAGAUCAAUGAUUCUGAGUCGUAAAAAUUUUUUUUCCUAAAUUUAAUUUAAUAUUCCUAAUUAUUUGUAUAUAUAACAUAUAAUUUUAGCAAAUUUUAAUAAGAAAAUAAUCCCUAUAAUUUAAAAAAAAAAAAAAAAUUAAUUUUGAUUUGUCAAGUUCAGAUGAGAAUUUGUAAAAAUAAUUCAAUUGUACAUAUUCUGUCUUCCUAUAAACAAAUAUAAAAAAUAUCAAUAUAUAUGAAAAAUUGUAAUCAAUAAUUACAAAUUUUCAUAUAUAAAAAAUUGAGCUCAAACAUUUGGAAAGUUUCAUAAAAAAAAAAAAAUGUUUUUAAUGCAACUUUUACCAAUAAUUAACAUUUUGUAUUUAUGUAAAAUGUAUUGUAAAAUUUUUUUAAAAUGAAAUUUUUAUCUCUGAUCGAAAUGAUCAAUGUUUUUUUGUACAUAUACUGUUUUUUAAAUUUUAAAUUAAAAAAAAAGUUAAUUCAACGUAAAUUUAAGGCUUUGUUUUAUGAAAGUAUUAUGCAAUUGUUCAAUAGAAGGUUAUGGUUUAUAAUAUUUAUAAUGUUUAUUAUUAAAUUUCUAUACAAUAAUAAUUAUCAUCAUUAUUAUUAAUUUUAAUGAUUAUUACUAUUACUAUUACUAUUAUUUUAUACUAUUACUAUUAACAAUUAAUACAAUUAUUAUUGUAAUUAUUAUAAUUAUUCUUAUUUUUAUAUUACAGUUAUUUUUGGUUAAUUUUUUAGUUUAAAAAUUACGGUUUAUUUAAUUCUAAUUAACUUGACAUAUAUUUUGUAAACUAUCUUUAACAUUUUUUUAAUCAGCGUUAAGUUUAACGAUUUAUAUACAUCUUAGCGAUUUUUAGCGUCAAUUAUUUUUCAAAAAAAAAGUAAAAUUUCUAUUUUUGUCAAAAAAAGGAAGGAAAUCUUUUAUAAAAAGUUUCAAUUAGUGAAAAAAAAAAAAUGCUCAUCCAGAGUCAAAACUGUAUUAUUUAGUAUAUCGCUCAACAAUGUUGAUAUUAAGCUAUAGAUAAAAAUGUUAAAAAAAAACUGUAACGCGGUAUUUAAAUAAAGAUGCAAUAACCUGUCCAUUAUAAUUAAAAUUAUACAUCGUUAUAAGAUAGUUAUUUACGAAAUAUAAUAAAUUAUUGUUUUAAAUUA